AUGGGCAAGUCUAAGGCUAUGCCAGGAACGGUGGAUACCACCGAGGCCGAUAAGGCAACACCGAAGUCUAUUAUUAUUUACAGAGGUGAAGUGGGUAAUAAUGUACGUGCUCUUAUGCAUGAUUGGCGUGCCGUUUUCCUCCCAUGGAGCAGCAGGAAUCUACAUGGUAAAAAUCGUUCACUUAAAGAUUUCCUCGCUAUUGCCUCAUCGUUUAGUGUAUCACAUCUCCAGUUAUUUACGGCUCCAUCACAUGGAACCUCACUUCGUAUAAUGCGUUUUGCAAAUGGUCCAACUUUGUCGUUUCGUGUUCUUUCCUUUACAUUACGUCAUGAAAUUACGGCAAAACAGCGGCGCCCUGUUUCUAUGAGUCAAGCUGUUUGGGAAGUUGCCCCAAUUGUGGUAUUAAAUAACUUUACUCAUCCAGAUGCUCAACGACGUCCUGAGGUACCUUUACUGGAAGCCACUUUUAAAGGUAUGUUCCCAACUGUAAAUAUUCAACUUGUCAAGAAUAGUGAUAUUCAACGUAUUUGUUUAUUUCACUAUGAUCAUGUGGAACAGCUUGUGGAAGUACGACAUUACUUUAUUAAUGCUAAAGCUGUGGGUGUCAGUAAAACGGUUAAAAAACUCCUUGAACGCCGCUGUCCGACAAAACUCGGCACACUUGAGUCUAUAGAUGACGUGCUCGACCGCGAGGAUGUUUGGUCAGACACUGAUGGUGAAGGUGAAGAAGUUCCACUGGCACAACCAUUCCGCCAGCAUCGUGAACAAUGCCGUAUUAAACUGCAAGAGAUAGGACCUCGUCUCACUCUGCAGUUAGUAAAGGUAACGAACGGAUUUGCAUCAGGUGAGGUGUUGUAUCAUAAAUUUGAACAGAAAUCAGCAGAGGAAGUGGCACGAAAUGGGGCAAAGGUACGUACAAAGCAACGUGAAAAGGCAAAACGUAAAGCUGAACAGGAUGAAAAUGUUCGCAGGAAGAAAGAUAUGAAAGAAGAACGUCUGCAAAAGAAACGUCAACGGAGGGAGGAAGCCAUGCGACAGCAGGAAGAAAAUCCAUUGGAAGUUGCUGAUUCCGGUUAUGGUGCUGAUGCUGAGUAA
Molecule: messenger RNA, 1095 nt
Organism: Trypanosoma theileri
Lineage: Eukaryota; Euglenozoa; Kinetoplastea; Trypanosomatida; Trypanosomatidae
Product: peter pan protein
Exons: 1
Coding region: 1-1095 (364 amino acids)
Biological process (GO): ribosomal large subunit assembly; rRNA processing
Cellular component (GO): preribosome, large subunit precursor
Molecular function (GO): rRNA binding
Source: RefSeq, a predicted model, not a curated record